AUGUGCCGGCGGGCCCGCAAGUCCGAAGUGAGUGAGGGCCUGCCGCUGGUCCCGGACUCCGAGGGCGAGCUGCCGAGGUGGGUCACCCUCUGUGAGGAGCGCGGCCGAAAAUUCCGCUGCUUCUACGGCCACCCGCUGGUUCCCUCCUUCCCGGCGGAGUACUCGGGCUGCUACAAGUGCCAUUCGUUCAUACGCGGCCGCAAGACACUGAUGUUGUGGUGUCAGGUGUGCAAGUACUGGGGUAUCUGCGCGGACUGCGCGCGGCGGCCCAGGCUCCCCGCCCUGCGGGACGACCCGCUCUUCUUCGGGCGGGACCACCCGUGCCUGCUGCGGCUGCCCCCGCGCGGCGAGGAACAAAGGGACGGCCACUUCCAGGUCUGGCGGGUCAUCUGCCCGGGUGGCAACUACGAGUUCCUCGUCGCCAACGAGGCCCAGCCCGUUGCGGAUUGGUUGUCCAGGCACCGCGUGCGCGCGUUCGUGCUGCGCUACAGGCUGCUCCCUCGGUACGACGUCGACCGCUCCCUCGAGGACCCGACCUCGCCUCCGCCGUCGCGGCGCUGCGGCAGUCCUUCCAGGGGCCCCUCGCCGCCAUCGGCUUCUCAGCCGGCGGCCACCUGA
Prorocentrum cordatum is the source of this 618-nucleotide messenger RNA. The record is from the annotation of a GenBank genome assembly. NCBI's taxonomy places the organism in Eukaryota, Dinophyceae, Prorocentrales, Prorocentraceae.